GGACCCAUUGCCGAGGUGUCGGGACAUAUUAUGGGCUGGAAGCGGGAGUGGGGAGGGGCCUGGCCGGGUUUUUUCCCCUUUAAGAGGUGGUGCCGGAGCCGGGGCCAUUUUCCCUUCAGCGGUGGCAGCGAGAGCCGAGGAGCCGGGGGGCGAGCUGGGAAGGAGACAAAGCUGCAAAAGCUGUCUGAGCCCAAGUACCCCGAUUUGGAGGACAUGGCAUCGGGCAUUGGAUCCCCAUCACUUUGUUCUGCUGGCAGUGAUGAUGAGGAGAUGGAAAUCCUGCUGAAUAACAGCAUCCCUCAGCACCCAGAGCCUGAAGAAGAGCCAGAGGAAGAGCUGCUAUCAGAGGCUGAAACUCCCAAAAUCAAGAAGAAAAAGAAGCCCAAGAAGCUGAAGGAACCAAAAGUGCCCAAACUUAGCAAGCGCCAGAAAAAGGAGCUAGGGGACAGCUCUGGUGAGGGGAAUGAGUUUGUGGAGGAGGAAGAGGAGGCGCUGCACUCAGACAGUGAGGGCAGUGACUACACCCCUGGGAGGAAGAAGAAGAAGAAAUUAGGGCCCAAGAAAGAAAAGAAAAACAAAGCCAAGCGCAAGGAGGAGGAGGAGGAAGAAGAGGAAGAUGAUGACUCAAAGGAACCCAAAUCGUCUGCUCAGCUCCUGGAAGACUGGGGUAUGGAGGACAUUGAUCAUAUCUUCACAGAGGAGGAUUACCGCACUCUCACCAACUACAAGGCUUUCAGCCAGUUUGUCAGGCCACUCAUAGCUGCCAAGAAUCCUAAGAUAGCUGUCUCAAAGAUGAUGAUGGUGCUGGGGGCCAAGUGGCGGGAGUUCAGCACUAACAACCCCUUCAAAGGCAGUUCAGGGGCCUCUGUGGCAGCUGCAGCGGCUGCGGCUGUGGCUGUGGUAGAGAGCAUGGUGGCCAACGUGGAUGCUGUCCUUCCCCAGCCCCCUGCUGAUGUGCCACUACGUAAGGCCAAGACCAAGGAGGGCAAAGGGCCUAAUGCCCGGCGGAAGCCCAAGGCCAGUCCUCGUGUUCCUGACAUCAAGAAACCCAAAACCAAGAAGGUGGCUCCUCUGAAAAUCAAACUGGGAGGAUUUAGCUCCAAGCGUAAGAGAUCAUCAAGUGAAGAUGAGGAUCUGGAUGUGGAAUCAGACUUUGAUGAUGCUAGCAUCAAUAGCUACUCUGUUUCAGAUGGAUCCACUAGCCGCAGCAGCCGCAGCCGCAAGAAACUCAAGGCUGGAAAAAGGAAAAAGAAAGGUGAGGACGACUCCACAGUUCCUGUGGAUGGCUAUGAGACAGAUCACCAGGACUACUGUGAGGUGUGUCAGCAGGGAGGAGAAAUCAUCCUGUGUGACACCUGUCCCCGUGCCUACCACAUGGUCUGCCUGGACCCAGACAUGGAGAAAGCCCCAGAGGGCAAAUGGAGCUGCCCACACUGUGAGAAGGAGGGGAUCCAGUGGGAGGCAAAGGAGGAUAACUCUGAAGGCGAGGAGAUCCUGGAGGAUGUUGUGGGAGACCCUGAAGAGGAGGAUGAUCACCACAUGGAGUUCUGCCGGGUCUGCAAGGAUGGAGGGGAACUGCUCUGCUGUGAUGCCUGUCCCUCUUCCUACCACAUUCACUGUCUAAAUCCCCCACUGCCAGAGAUUCCUAAUGGGGAAUGGCUAUGCCCUCGCUGCACUUGCCCAUCUCUGAAGGGGAAGGUGCAGAAGAUCUUGAUCUGGAAGUGGGGCCAGCCCCCACUACCCACACCAGUGCCCCGACCAGCUGAUGCAGACCCUAACACUCCCUCCCCCAAACCCCUGGAGGGCCGGCCUGAGCGGCAGUUCUUCGUCAAAUGGCAGGGCAUGUCCUAUUGGCACUGUUCAUGGGUGUCUGAGCUGCAGCUGGAGCUGCACUGCCAAGUGAUGUUCCGAAAUUACCAACGCAAGAAUGAUAUGGAUGAGCCACCCUCAGGGGACUUUGGUGGUGAGGAGGAGAAGAGCCGCAAGCGAAAGAACAAGGACCCCAAGUUUGCUGAGAUGGAGGAGCGCUUCUAUCGCUAUGGGAUCAAGCCUGAGUGGAUGAUGAUCCACCGGAUCCUCAACCACAGUGUGGAUAAGAAGGGGAAUGUCCACUAUCUGAUUAAAUGGAGGGACCUGCCCUAUGACCAGGCCUCCUGGGAGAGUGAGGAUGUGGAGGUGCAGGACUAUGACCUCUACAAACAGGCCUACUGGAAUCACAGGGAGCUGAUGAGAGGUGAAGAGGGUCGGCCUGGCAAGAAGAUAAAGAAGGUGAAGAUGCGGAAGCUGGAAAGACCCCCAGACACACCCACGGUGGAUCCAACGGUGAAGUAUGACCGGCAGCCAGAGUACCUUGAUGUAACAGGAGGGACAUUGCACCCCUAUCAGCUGGAGGGGCUGAACUGGUUGCGCUUCUCCUGGGCCCAGGGCACAGACACAAUCUUGGCUGAUGAAAUGGGGCUGGGCAAGACAGUGCAGACAGCUGUGUUCCUGUACUCUCUGUACAAAGAGGGCCACUCAAAGGGACCCUUUCUGGUGAGUGCCCCACUCUCCACAAUUAUCAACUGGGAGCGGGAGUUUGAGAUGUGGGCUCCAGACAUGUAUGUGGUGACCUACGUUGGGGACAAGGACAGCCGGGCCAUCAUCCGGGAGAAUGAGUUCUCCUUUGAGGACAAUGCCAUACGUGGGGGCAAGAAGGCAUCCAGGAUGAAGAAGGAAGCAUCUGUGAAGUUCCAUGUGCUGCUCACCUCCUAUGAACUGAUCACAAUUGAUAUGGCCAUUCUGGGUUCCAUUGACUGGGCCUGUCUUAUUGUGGAUGAAGCUCACCGGCUCAAGAACAAUCAAUCUAAGUUUUUCCGGGUGUUGAAUGGAUAUUCCCUCCAGCACAAGCUACUGCUCACAGGAACCCCUCUGCAAAACAACCUAGAAGAACUGUUCCACCUGCUCAACUUCCUGACACCUGAGAGAUUCCAUAACUUGGAAGGCUUCCUGGAAGAAUUUGCAGACAUUGCCAAGGAGGAUCAGAUCAAGAAGCUGCAUGAUAUGCUGGGCCCACACAUGCUGAGGCGCCUCAAGGCUGAUGUUUUCAAGAACAUGCCCUCCAAGACAGAACUCAUCGUCCGGGUGGAGCUGAGCCCCAUGCAGAAGAAAUACUAUAAAUACAUUUUGACAAGGAACUUUGAGGCACUGAAUGCACGAGGUGGUGGCAACCAAGUCUCCCUGCUCAAUGUGGUCAUGGAUCUGAAGAAAUGUUGUAAUCACCCCUACCUCUUUCCUGUUGCUGCUAUGGAAGCUCCAAAGAUGCCAAAUGGGAUGUAUGAUGGUAGUGCCCUGAUCCGAGCAUCUGGGAAAUUGCUGCUGCUCCAGAAGAUGUUGAAGAACCUCAAGGAAGGAGGCCACAGGGUGCUCAUCUUCUCACAGAUGACUAAAAUGUUGGAUCUCUUGGAGGAUUUUCUGGAACAUGAAGGGUACAAAUAUGAGCGGAUUGAUGGUGGGAUCACAGGGAACAUGCGCCAGGAGGCCAUUGAUCGCUUCAAUGCUCCUGGUGCUCAGCAGUUCUGCUUCCUGCUUUCCACUCGAGCUGGAGGGCUCGGUAUCAACCUGGCUACAGCAGACACGGUGAUCAUCUAUGAUUCCGACUGGAAUCCACACAAUGACAUCCAGGCUUUCAGCCGUGCACACAGGAUUGGACAGAACAAGAAAGUGAUGAUUUACCGUUUUGUGACACGGGCUUCAGUAGAGGAACGUAUCACUCAGGUGGCGAAGAAGAAGAUGAUGCUAACACAUCUGGUGGUGAGGCCAGGGUUGGGCUCCAAGACGGGCUCCAUGUCCAAGCAGGAGCUUGAUGACAUCCUGAAGUUUGGGACUGAGGAGCUCUUCAAGGAUGAGGCCACUGAGGGUGGUGAUAGCAAAGAGGGUGAGGACAGCAGUGUCAUCCACUACGAUGACAAAGCAAUUGAGCGACUACUGGACCGAAAUCAGGAUGAGACUGAAGACACAGAGCUGCAGGGCAUGAAUGAGUAUCUCAGCUCCUUCAAGGUGGCCCAGUAUGUGGUACGGGAAGAAGAGAUGGGGGAGGAGGAGGAAGUGGAGCGGGAGAUCAUAAAACAAGAAGAGUCAGUGGACCCCGAUUACUGGGAAAAGUUGCUGCGUCACCACUAUGAGCAGCAGCAGGAGGACCUGGCUAGGAACCUGGGCAAGGGUAAACGUAUCCGCAAGCAGGUCAACUACAAUGAUGGCUCCCAGGAGGACAGAGGUACAGAAGGGACACCCACAGGGAUUUUUUGUGGGGCUGGGGAGAACAGGACCUGUAAGGAUAGGGUCUGUCAGGCUCUCACGCUUUUUUUUUCUCCUUCUCUAGAUUGGCAGGAUGACCAGUCAGAUAACCAGUCGGAUUAUUCAGUGGCCUCUGAGGAAGGCGAUGAGGAUUUUGAUGAGAGAUCUGAAGCUGCUCGCCGGCCCAGUCGCAAAGGCCUGAGAAAUGACAAAGAUAAGCCCCUGCCUCCCCUUCUUGCCCGUGUGGGAGGGAACAUUGAAGUGCUGGGCUUCAAUGCCCGCCAGCGCAAAGCCUUCCUUAAUGCCAUUAUGCGCUAUGGGAUGCCACCCCAGGAUGCCUUCACCACCCAGUGGCUUGUCCGGGACCUGCGUGGCAAGUCUGAGAAGGAGUUCAAGGCCUAUGUCUCGCUGUUCAUGCGUCACCUAUGUGAGCCGGGAGCAGAUGGUGCGGAGACCUUCGCAGAUGGGGUCCCACGGGAGGGGCUGUCCCGCCAGCAUGUCCUCACCCGCAUUGGAGUCAUGUCACUCAUACGCAAAAAGGUGCAGGAAUUUGAGCAUGUGAAUGGGCGCUGGAGUAUGCCAGAACUAGCAGAGAUAGAGGAGAACAAGAAGCUUUUGCAGCCGGGCUCGCCCUCCCCCAAAACCCCCACACCCUCCACGCCAGGGGACACGCAGCCUAACACACCUGCCCCUGCACCUCCACUUGAAGAGGGUGUGAAGGUGGAAGAAGGAGCCAGUACCAGGGAGCAAGGGGAGCCCAUGGAGUCUGAGAAGGAACCCAACCUAGCUUCUGCUGAAGCAGAGGUCCCAAUGGAGCAGUGUGCCCAGCCUGUGGAGACACCCCCACAAGAGGCAAAGUCCCCAAUGAACCCCCCAGAAGCAGAGGAGAAAAAGCCUGAGGAACCAGAGGUGAAGGAGGAGCCAAUGGAAAUGGAAAGCAAAGCUGAUGUGGAGAAGAUUGAAGAUAGAGUGUUGUCUGAGCCCUCUGCUGAACCUCCAACUAUCAACCUGGAUGAGAAGGAGGAGAAGAAGGAAGAUGACAAGAGGGAUGUGGUGAUGCUGCAGAACGGGGAGAUGCUGAAGGACUCUCUUGAUGAGAGGCACAAGAAGGCAGUGAAGCAGCGCUUCAUGUUCAACAUAGCUGAUGGUGGCUUCACUGAGUUGCAUUCUCUAUGGCAAAAUGAAGAACGAGCAGCAACUGUCACCAAGAAAACCUACGAGAUCUGGCACCGGCGCCAUGACUAUUGGCUCUUGGCUGGGAUCAUCAAUCAUGGCUAUGCCCGCUGGCAGGACAUUCAGAAUGAUCCACGUUAUGCCAUCCUCAAUGAACCCUUCAAGGGUGAGAUGAACAGGGGCAACUUCCUGGAGAUCAAGAACAAGUUCCUGGCCAGGAGGUUCAAGCUGCUGGAGCAGGCACUGGUGAUUGAGGAGCAGCUGCGGCGAGCUGCCUAUCUGAACAUGUCGGAAGAUCCAUCACACCCGUCUAUGGCCCUCAAUACACGUUUUGCUGAGGUGGAAUGUCUGGCAGAGAGCCACCAGCACCUGUCCAAGGAGUCAAUGGCUGGGAACAAGCCAGCCAAUGCUGUUCUUCACAAAGUUUUGAAGCAGCUGGAGGAGCUUCUGAGUGACAUGAAGGCAGAUGUGACUCGGCUGCCUGCCACCAUUGCCCGCAUCCCACCUGUGGCUGUGCGCCUCCAGAUGUCUGAGCGCAACAUCCUUAGUCGACUGGCCAACCGCAGCAGCGAACCUCCUCCCCCACCACCUCCCCAGCAGGUGGCCCAGCAGCAAUGAGUCCCUGGCUUGGUACUGUUGGCUUCUUGACCAAGUUGAAAUGAUCCUUCUUCACACUCUACCCUUCCUCUGCCUGACGUUCCUGAUCGGGUGCUGUUCCCCUUGGUGGACGUUGCUGCACAGGCCUCCCUGGGGGAGAGGAGACUCCUCCCUCUGCUGCCAGCCCACACAAGCAAGGAGUGUGCCGGGGCUAGAGGGGACAUGAUGGACUCUGUACAUAGUGACUGGAGGCCACAGCGCCACGUCCUGUUACACAGAAUCCUGGCUGCACUGCUCGCUGCCUCAGCCUGAAGUUCCAUGUUUUUUGUUUUAAUCUUAUUUUGAGUUUGUUUACUGAGAUGAGUGUACAGAUGAGACCAAGCAAAAGCCAGGACAGAGACACAGCUACCUCCAUCAAGAUCGUUUUUAAUACAAAAACUGACUGGACUUGUCCACUAAUAAACAGCUAAAAAAGAUGAAAAAAAUCUUGAUAAAACUGAAAAAUAAAGGUUUCCUUGUAUUUUA
This is a messenger RNA of Chrysemys picta bellii (western painted turtle), 6567 nucleotides long. RefSeq names its product chromodomain helicase DNA binding protein 4 (gene CHD4). NCBI's taxonomy places the organism in Eukaryota, Metazoa, Chordata, Testudines, Emydidae. Gene Ontology annotation, biological process: chromatin remodeling; negative regulation of transcription by RNA polymerase II. Gene Ontology annotation, molecular function: histone binding; ATP-dependent chromatin remodeler activity; chromatin binding. The record is from RefSeq and is a predicted model, not a curated record. Gene Ontology annotation, cellular component: chromatin; nucleus.